Messenger RNA from Momordica charantia (bitter melon), 985 nucleotides. RefSeq names its product myeloid leukemia factor. The record is from RefSeq and is a predicted model, not a curated record. Lineage: Eukaryota; Viridiplantae; Streptophyta; Magnoliopsida; Cucurbitales; Cucurbitaceae.
GGGAUCCAUUUGAUGAUCCCUUUUUCACUCGCCCAUUUGUUAGCAUGUUGAAUUCGGGCUUAUCUGGUUCCCGUUCCACUGCGUAUGAUAAUCAAAAGAAAGAUGGGGGAAAGGGACUUGUGAUUCAAGAAAUUUCCUCUGAUGAGGAGAGGGAGGAAGAUGAUGGCCUUAUGGGUCAGAGACAGGACAAGAAUCAGAUGAAUUCUGGGUCAGGCAAGGCGCCAUCCGUUGAGCAUCCGGAUGAUACCAGUGAUGAGCGCCAGAUCGUGACUCAUAGAAGUAGUGAAGAUAGCAGUUUUGGAGUUCAGCCAAAGGCUAGUAAAUCCAGUAUGCAUACUUGCAAGGUCACUUUUGGUGGUGUAGAUGGAGCAUAUUACACGUCUACUAGAACUAGAACGACAGAUAAUGAGGGAGUGUUGCUUGAAGAGACGAAAGAAGCGGAUAAGACGACGGGCCAGGCCAUUCAUAGGAUCUCUAGAGGAAUUCAUGAUAAGGGUCAUUCAGUUACUAGGAAACUGAACUCAGAUGGUAAAGUGGACACGCUGCAGACUCUGCACAAUCUGAAUGAAGAAGUGCUUGCUGGUUUUGACCGAGCAUGGAAAGGUAAUUUUCAAGGGCAUAAACAUGUUCCAAGAGGUGGAUUUCAUACUGAUGGCAAUGCAGAAUCUAAUGGCAGUAGAAACAGAGAGAUGAGCAGUUGGGAUUUUCCAUCUUUUGGUGGAAGUAGACAUGAACAUGAUGGUUCAAGACAUAUCUCUGGUGCUGGUACAACCAAAAAAGUAGUGAGGAUCAACAUAGAUUAAAACGCGAUGCAAUUGCAAGAUAUGUUGUGUAUGAAGGCAAGUACAUACCACCGUCUAAAGGAAUUAUAGUUUUUUUUUUAUAUUCGUGUGUCCCGACCAGCAUGCAUCUAAAUGGGUCAUCUACUUCAUGUAAACCAAAUACAUUUGGUUUCAACUUAAAGGAAUGAUAGUUUUUACGAGCA